ACACACAGUGAAUACAUACCGAAAAACACAAACCAGCUCAAAGAACUGUAGUUCAUCGCAGACUGGAACUGCGAAGCAAAAAAGUUCAGGUGUUAAGGUCAGAGCUACGGCACGUAUUUCCGCGAUAUUCUACCCAACGUUCGCACUAAACGGAGCUCAAACUACUUCGACAAGACAGUAGGGAAACAAUGGCAGGAUUCGCUGUAAGGAAUGAGCUGGGAAGAUACUUAGUCAUCUUAGCAUGGAUGGGCGUCAAUAUAUAUUUAUUUGUCAGUUCCUUCAUCACCCUCCAAACAUCCAAAACCAACUUCUAUCUGCGAGUCAUUGUCAAGGAGGGGUUGGCUUUCGCAAGAGCAUCGGCAGCGGUGUUAAAUUUCAACUGUAUGCUUAUUCUGUUGACCAUGUGCAGAAAUCUUCUGUCGUCCAUCAGAGGUUUGGGGUGUGGGCAUAGCUUUCUUCGCCUUCUUGAUAAGCACAUGACGUUUCACAAGUACAUUGCAUACAUGAUAUGUUUUCAAACAGCCAUCCACAUUGUGGCUCACGUUUUUAAUGUGGAGUUUUUUGUUGAUUCGCACAAGAGCAACGACACGCUCAUUCAGAGACUGAAUAAUAUGGAAGAUAUCGGCAACGAAGCUUAUCUAAACCCAAUAAGGGACACAAACGCGGUGCCAGUGAUUGAGCUGUGGAAAUUAGCGUCCGGAAUAACAGGAGCUGUGAUUACUCUUUGCCUUAUUUUGAUGCUUUCUUCCUCGACGGAACUUAUAAGGAGAUCGUACUUUGAAGUAUUUUGGUACAAUCAUCAUAUGUUUGUCAUCUUUUACAUUGGUUUGGUCGUUCAUGGAAUACAGGGUGUGGUGCGAUUUCAGUCGAACGUGGAUGAACAUGACCCUGAAGUAUGCUACAAAGACGUGAACAAGUGGGAAAAGGACGGACCUUGUAAAGCACUCCCAAAAUUUGUACCUUUUGGAAUGAAUACUUGGAAAUGGGUCGUUGGACCAAUGAUACUGUAUGUUAUUGAACGUGCUAUCAGGUUUUAUCGCUCGUUCCAAGAGGUCAAGAUCCUGAAGGUCGUUAACCAUCCAUCCAAAGUUAUCGAAAUCCAAAUGAAAAAAGCUGGCUUCCAUCACGAAGCCGGACAGUAUAUUUUUCUCAAGUGUCCCAAGCUCUCUCAUUUAGAGUGGCACCCGUUUACACUAACGUCGGCCCCGGAGGAUGAUUUCUUCUCUGUGCAUAUUCGUAUCGCUGGAGACUGGACAGGUGGAUUGGCUAAACUCUGUAGUGGUGAUGGAAAAGAAACAAGAAGUCUAGCUGACAUGCCAAGACUUGCUGUUGACGGACCUUUUGGAACGGCGAGCUCGGACGUUUUCAAGUACCCAGUGUGUAUGUGCAUUGGCGCAGGUAUUGGAGUGACGCCUUUCGCGUCGGUUUUGAAGUCGAUAUGGUAUCAACACCAACAAAAUAACGUGAACCCAGUGGUUAAGAAAGUUUAUUUCUUUUGGAUCUGUCCAGACACGAACGCCUUCGAGUGGUUUACAGAUCUCUUGCAGUAUCUAGAAGAGAGGAUGGUGGAAACAGGAAACGGAGAUUUCUUGGAGUACAAUAUUUACCUUACUAGAGGAUGGGGUCCAAAUAUGGCUCGUACCAUUGUCCUUCAUGAAGAUGAAGAAGAUGACAUUAUUACAGGCUGUAAGCAAAAAACUCGCUACGGCCGGCCUGAGUGGAACGGAAUCUUUGGUAACGUCGCCAGAGCACAUCCUAGGACGAAAAUUGGUGUAUUUUUCUGUGGACCAGCAGCUCUUUCGCAUCAGCUCCACAAAACAGCAAAUGCACACAGCAAUGUUGCCGAGGGAGUCAAGUUCUACUACAACAAGGAAAAUUUCUAAUAUGUUGACCCGAAUCUGUGAAUAAGAGCUUUAAUGAAUUCAUUGUAAAGGUGAAGUUAUAGCCCGCAGCUGAAGGAAAUAAGCCUGCUUUGCAGGUAUAAACAGGGAAGGAAAUCGGGACGUGAAAACCCCGUCUUCCCUGUUUUUAUGCGCCUGCUGGCGGGCAAGAAGGAAAUAUUAUCUUGGAUUUCUAAAUUACACACACGACCGUGUCCAGUACCCUAGACUCUGAGGUUCAAACCGUUAUUUGCUUAAGGAGUGGCAGUUUUCAUGUUGUUCAGUCCAUAGUUAAGUUUCAGUCAAAGAAGGUAACUCAGAUGCGGGAAAUAACAGCGUUCGUUGUAUUUAGUUUGCCCUAGAAAGUUAAGUGAAAGAGAAUUUAAAUAACCAAAACAGCAACGUCAAUUAACAACUAAUAUAUAUUUACUAUAGAUUUCGCAUUUCAUUAGAUUUAUAUUGAUAAAAUUGUUUUUUUUUUUUCUCUCGUCCCUAAUUAAUCCCAAGUGGACACGUAGAGAUAUUUGGUGAUUGCACUUUGAUGUUAUUCUUGAACCCACAUCUCUGUCAAACAGCGCGAGGUCUGUACAGGGGGGUGGGGGUGGCAUUGGGCGAGAUCUUCAACCCCAGUGUGCGUUCCACUCUGCAUUUUUUUUUUCGCCCUAAACCCCACUCGGAAGCAUGUUCAAUGUUAAUUUAUGCAAUCAAGGUGUCCGUUGACACUUUUUGCUUGAUAGCCAGUAUAUAAUUUAUUAGAGUAAUGAUAAACAUAGGGCACAGUAAAAGAGGAUUUUCUUUGCAAAAUUUACCCAACAGUAAAAAACACUUUGACAGGGUUGGAUAUUAGCACUCGCCCGCUCGCCCAGGCGAGUGUUCAAAGUGUCGGGCGAGAGCAAAUCAUCGAUCACUCACCCGUUUGGCGAGUGCGAUUUUCGUUGCCAAGAGCUUAUUUUAUAUUGCGAAAUAAACUGUUUUUUACAUUCCAUUUUGCUGAGAAAAUCCCUAAACAUAAACUUAUCAUUUCUAUUUUACAAAGUUUUAUAUUCCGAACUGACUAAUAAAUUGGCGCUGAAAGGCAACAGUGAGCUUCGUAAAUAGACAAAUAUGGCUUCCUCCUAGUGAUAAUUACAUAACCCAUGUAGCUGAACAAAGUGAUACUGCUGGUCACUAUCGAGCCAUCAGUGAUCAGGUAAACAUGGCGUCCAACGACCGCGCCUGAGAAAAACAGAACGUUUACUCGCAAACUGCAGGGAUCUCACGAAAAUUCAUCGAUAAAAAACUAUUUGAAAUGUAAAGAACCUCGACUGUGAUUGUGUUUUCUUGGGGUUUAAGUUCUUCAAAUAGAAUUUUUAAUUGAAGUAAUAAUCCUCGGUUUGGGCGAGUGAAAACUGGUCCGGGCGAGUGCAUUUUGAGGGUCACUCGCCGAAUGGCGAGUGCUGUCAAAAUUAAGUGUCCAACCCUGCUUUCAUAAAGAAUAACAGUAGAUUUCAGAUUUUUUGUUUUGCACUAUUUCUUACAAUCAAUCUAUCUGUAAAUAAAUACUACAUAUUACCAACAAGAACACAGAAACAAAAAAUUACAAUAAAUAGAAAGUAAAGGUGCGUAAUAACCAAAGUAGCUACGACUUUCGGGUUGGUCAAUGCCACGUUAAGUUAAUUAGCGUAGACAAAAAGCUUACAUAACUAAAAACAGUACAGAGUGUAUUAUAUAAAUUACUUAUGUAAUGUAAUUUAUUAGAGUAAUAAUGAACAUAGAACAUAGUAUGAAGUAGGCUGCUUGCAGAAUUUACUCAAUAACAACAACAAAACACUUCUAUUUUUACGAAAAAGGUUUCGUGUAAGUAACGCAACCCAAAUCAGGCACCUUCAGUAAUUUGUUUGGUGAACACUUGCAUAAUGCAGGUGAUGUCAACGUGUCGUCAGGUUGGUGUCAUUAGAGGCCAACCUCAGAUGCAUACCCCAUGUGAAGGAAUUUAAAAUUAAUUUUUGACUAGAGGAUCUUUCAGCUUUUUGCCUACUGACGAUAGAGUAAUUUCGGUAUCAGUAUUUAGCACCUAAUACCAUGGUCUGUAGAUAAAGGGCUCACGUGGUAAGAUUUUCUUGGCGAUGUACAAGGUGUUUAUAUUACAAUAUUACAAUGCCAAAAUAGUAUUGGAAAGUAGUUCUGCUGUGUCAUUUUAUAACAUUCUUCAUUCACGAGUUAGGUUGAUAACAAAACGACUAGACUUGUGUUUGCGGAAGACGAUGUGAUUACUUCUCAAUGUAAUAAAAUCUAAGACUAUUUAAUAAAUGUACAUUUUCAGUGCUC
Molecule: messenger RNA, 4187 nt
Organism: Orbicella faveolata
Lineage: Eukaryota; Metazoa; Cnidaria; Anthozoa; Scleractinia; Merulinidae
Product: NADPH oxidase 2-like
Biological process (GO): superoxide anion generation; defense response
Cellular component (GO): plasma membrane; NADPH oxidase complex
Molecular function (GO): superoxide-generating NAD(P)H oxidase activity
Source: RefSeq, a predicted model, not a curated record